CCCCACUAUUAUUCGGGGGGGAGAGAGAGAGAUGACCUUAUCUUUGUUGGCUGGACGUUUUCACAUAGGGCAAAAGCAGAGCAAACCAAGUACGAAUACCUCAACCGCAAAUCCUCUGAAAAUUUUCCCAUUUCCCCAUCAUAUCAUAUCUACUGCCAUACCUAUCAGAGACAGAGAGACAUUUAUGUACUUAUUGCAGACCAUUGCAGAUGAAAGAGAGUUUUAGAGAGAGAAACAUAUUCUAGAGCCAGAGCCAGAGCCAGCAGCAGCAGCAGCAGCAGCAGCUCAAGCUCCUGUUGAUUAGAAAGUCAAUGGCGGCGACCUGAUGAUUCAAUGCAAAUUAAUGAUCGUUUUCUGAAUUUGGAUUUCAACUGCGGAAUUAAUUCUGAAAUUCAUGCUGCGAUGAAUAACUGCGUUCCAGAUUUCGAAAUGGACGAAGAUUACUCAAUUCCAACUUCUUCAGGUUUAACUCGCCCAAAGAAAUCACUAAUGGCUGAGGAAGAGAUCAUGGAGCUACUUUGGCAAAACGGUCAAGUUGUUAUGCAGAGCCAAAACCAGAGAUCCAUCAAGAGGUCCGACAUCGGAGACGCCGUUACACCAGCGGAGCAGUCGGCGGCCAGAGACAUCAGACCAGAGGAAGAAUCGACUACUCAGCUCUUCAUGCAAGAAGAUGAGAUGGCCUCUUGGUUAAACUACCCUAACGAUGACUCUUCCUUCUACCGUGACUUCUACGCUGAUCUAGUCUAUCCUGCGCCGACCUCUCCCGUCGAUCCUCUCGCCCAUACUACACCAAUUCCUGAACUCAAGAUUCCACCGCCAUCCGAGGCGGCGGCCAUUUCUCGGCCGCCAAUAGCUCCGCCGAAGCGUGCGGAGUUGGAACACUCGGCGAGGUUUCAGAAUUUCGUUCAUUUCUGGAGGACUAAGGGGACAGAGCCAGGACCGUCGAUUUCGAACAAGGCGGUGAGGGAAUCGACGGUCGUGGACUCGAGCGAGACUCCGGCAGCUGCGGCGCAAGAAUCCAGGGCUUCUCACUUUGCCGGAUGUGCCAAGCCGGCGCAAAUCUCAGGCGUAAACGUAGGGUGCGGCAGCAUGAGAGGUGGUGGUGCUACAGCCGCAGGGACGACGUCGUCCGGUGGCAGAGAGAUUCGGACUUGUGAUCUGACGUUGACGUCAUCGCCAGGUGGCUCGGGAGCCAGCAUGAGUGCGAGUGCCGAGCCGGUGAGCAAGCCGCCGCCGCCGACGACGACGAUGACGACGGAGGAUCGGAAGCGAAAGGGCAGAGAAGUCGACGACACUGAGUGUCAGAGUGAGGAUGUGUAUCCUGAUGCAAAGAAACAAGUUCGUGGAUCAACAUCUACGAAGAGAUCUCGUGCUGCAGAGGUCCACAAUCUGUCAGAAAGAAGGCGUCGAGAUAGGAUAAAUGAGAAAAUGAAGGCAUUGCAGGAGCUUAUACCUCGUUGCAACAAGUCAGACAAAGCAUCUAUGUUGGAUGAGGCUAUUGAGUACUUGAAAUCACUCCAAUUGCAAGUGCAGAUGAUGUCCAUGGGAUGCAGCAUGGUUCCCCUGAUGUUUCCUGGUGUUCAGCAGUACAUGCCUCCAAUGGGAAUGGGGAUGGGGAUGGGGAUGGGAAUGGGCAUGGGAAUGGAGAUGGGCAUGAGUCGACCAAUGAUGCCAUUCCCCUCUGUUCUGGCUGGUUCAGCCUUGCCAACACGAGCUGCAGCAUCUCAUUUGGCCCCAAGAUUCCCCGUGCCAGCGUUUCAUAUGCCGCCUCUUCCUGUACAUGAUCCAUCCAGAAUCCAAGUACCUAGUCAGACACAGCCCAUGCUAAACCAUGAUCCCAACCAACCGCGAAUGCCAAGCUUUCCUGAUCCUUAUCAGCAGUAUCUUGGUUUCCACCACACACAAGUACCAAUGCCACAGAAUCAACAAAUGAUGCAGCCAAGUAGCAGCAAGCCAAGUAGCAGCAGAGAAGUGGAGAAUCAUGAGAAUCUCCACUCUGGUUGAUAUAUAUAUAUAUAUAUACACAGACAGGAUGGAUUAAGAAAAGCACUUCGGCUGCCGAGUUUUUGUAGUGUAAGAGAAAAACACCAGCACUAGUACAGUCAAAAUACCGGAUGGCUAAUAUAAUAUAACACAGCUAACAUGUAAUUAUUUCCAUUACCUUUUGUUCCCUAGUUGUAUUAUAAUUUUUUGAUCUGAGGUUGAAUUUGCUUCAGCUUGAUCAUGUCACUCUUAAUUUUUGCAAUAUUUUACUUUUUGUUUUGUUUUGUUUUUUUUUUUUAAAACAAAAAGAAAAAGAAAAAGAAAAAUCAUAUCUUCUUAUUUUAUAGAAUUUUUCUAGAUGCACUACACUUGAAAAACUAUCUGAUCAAAAGAAUUUUUAUUAUUUUAAAAUUUUGAUUCCUUAAAUAUUUUGGAAAGUGAACAUAUAAUCCUAUCAUAAGAUAUCUUACUGUUAAAAUUUGUUAAAUAGUAUUGGAACAUUUAGUUUUCAUUAUUUUAUUUUUAUUUUACAAAACUAUUAAGAUACAUGAUGGAAAGAAAUGAUGAUUUAUACAAAUGGGUAAAUGUUGAGUGCAACAAAGCCAUAACCCAAAAUAUGAUUGAAGGUGAGCAUGGUGAUCGCCAAGGGGCCUUAAGGAGCAGCCAGCUGUUGUUGUAUUUAUGUGUGACACUCUGAUUUUGGUAUAUUAUUAUUUAAUUGUUGCAGGAGGCCCACCUCUACUGCUAGCCCACCUCUACUGCUACUAAUAUUGCUGAUGGGAAGGAAACAACACUGAUUGCCCAACAAAUUUCUUCGCAGUGUCAUCUCUCUCCAUUGAUCACGACGGCACAAGCUUUCGUUACAUCUAUCUGUCUCUAUCUAUCUACCUAUCUAUCUAUCUAUAUCUAUACUAUUAUAUGUGUAAAGAUUUGAGUUAGUGUUGACACAAAAUAUUUCAUAUUUUGGAUUUUUACAAAAUACUCUUAUAGUUAGUGUUUAUGUAAAAAUUAUAUUAAAAGGAGAAUAGGAAUUGAAACCGAAAUUAUGAAUUUAACAGAAAAUUCUUGAACA
This is a messenger RNA of Camellia sinensis, 3055 nucleotides long. It is a transcript of the gene PIL5, whose product is annotated as phytochrome interacting factor 3-like 5. Gene Ontology annotation, biological process: regulation of DNA-templated transcription. NCBI's taxonomy places the organism in Eukaryota, Viridiplantae, Streptophyta, Magnoliopsida, Ericales, Theaceae. The record is from RefSeq and is a predicted model, not a curated record. Gene Ontology annotation, molecular function: protein dimerization activity; DNA-binding transcription factor activity.